AAGGAGCAACAUGACGAUAACAUUGGGAUACUGGGAUAUCAGAGCGAAAGGUGAAGCAUGUAGGUAUUUGUUGCGGUACUCGGGAGUGGAUUGGACAGACAGACGGAUAGAGAUGACAGAGGAAGGAUACAAAAGUUGGUAUUCUGAGAAGUUGGAGUUGGGGUUGGACUUGCCCAACUUACCCUAUCUUAUAGACGGAGAUAUCAAGAUUACACAAAGUGUGGCUAUCUGUAGAUAUCUUGGUAGGAAAUUUGGACUGGUGCCAGGAGAUGACGAGAAAGAUAUUGUGAAGAAUGAGAUGAUAGAACAAGAGGCUGUUGAUCUCCGCGCUGCUUUCCAAGAAAUACUUAAGAAAGACCAGUUUGAAGAAAAGAAACCCGCUUACUUUGAGAACUUAGAAAAGAAGUUGGAGAUUUUAGACAAGUAUAUCGGAGACGGACCCUUCGUAUUGGGGGAGAAACUGACCUACGUUGACUUCAUGCUGUAUGAGUUCGUGAGCCAGAUCAGGAAACUCACAGCGGAACGUGUUGAUAAAGCUGAAAACCUGGCGAGAUUUCUUCAGAUAUUCCAGGAACUUCCUCAACUUCAGGAUUAUUUCAACAGUGAGAAGUUGGCAGCUGAAGUCCCUAUCAACCCUUCUUUCUCUGCGUUUCCUGGUUAGUUAGUUAUUAAUGCUACUGCAAUUUUCGUUAAUGAUACAAUGAAUAGCAGAACGUAAUAUCAUUAACUUAGCUCAUCUUGGGGAUAAAUUAUUGUUUUAGUUUUUAAGUUGUUUUUUUCUUGGUUUAUAUUAUGUUACUUAAUUUAUUUGUUAUUGAGAUGGGUGAUUUGUUGAUUUAUUUAAUGUACAUUGUAACUGUAGAAUUUUUUUUUCUAACAAUUUUUAUUCAAAAUUCAUUUAAAAUUUUUGUUAUUUCCUGCCGGUUUAAUGUUUAAGUCAUGAGACUUUUCAUU
Messenger RNA from Bolinopsis microptera, 954 nucleotides. RefSeq names its product glutathione S-transferase Mu 2-like. The record is from RefSeq and is a predicted model, not a curated record. Gene Ontology annotation, biological process: glutathione metabolic process. Lineage: Eukaryota; Metazoa; Ctenophora; Tentaculata; Lobata; Bolinopsidae. Gene Ontology annotation, molecular function: glutathione transferase activity. The coding region runs from base 11 to 661 and encodes 216 amino acids. The transcript has a single exon.